Messenger RNA from Heterotrigona itama, 2934 nucleotides. Lineage: Eukaryota; Metazoa; Arthropoda; Insecta; Hymenoptera; Apidae. The record is from the annotation of a GenBank genome assembly.
AUGAAGGUGCUGGCGGAGCUAGCGUGCGCCCGAGCACCGACAACCACCACCGGGGACUCAGCACAUCAAAAAUCCGCCCAAUUCGCGAAGACCACUCUGACCAAGAACGCGACCCCGAACCCGAGUCCCGUACCGGUGUCCAAGGACCUCCAGAAAAAGUCCAGGAAUCCUAUCAAGGAGCUGUUCGAGAGGAAGAAAGAGAUGAACGAGAGGAAACAGCAGGAAAAGUCAAAGAACGCAGAGGCGGCGCUCAAAGAGCUGAACAUUCACAGGCAGAGGAAAACAAAGAAGACGAAGAAGCACCAGGAUUUCCCUCUGAUACGACGUAACGAGCACGGAGGCCUGGUCGAGAGGAAGAAACGACGGGAUGGCUUCGAGAGGAAGGAGGAAUUCGCGUCGGACAGGAUCAAGGACAUCUACGAGUUCGACGAGGAGGAGAGCCAGAUGGAGCCGAAUCUAGGUAGCGUGAUGUCCUACAGAAGCAGGCCAGGGUACGAGGUGAGCUGCUUGAGAACCAAGGAGGUGGACGUGGCCGGGUUGAUGUCCAAGGCUAUCGGGGAUACUCUGGAGAACGGGAAGACCACGGAUGCUCUGAGCACCAGGCUCGAGUCCAUGAUCGACAGGAAGUUCAAGGAGCUAGAGAAAUUCGCCCCGAAGACGAAGGGUGCCCUGAAAGCGUUCCAGAGCGAGGACCAGCAGAGGCAGAUCACCGGGCCCAUGGACGAGUUCGUGGAGAGGAAGCCGACGAAAACCUCGAAGAAACUCGCGGAACAAACUUCGACCCCGACAACGAGGCACCCGAAACUGAAGAAGAAGAGCAAGAACUCGAAGAAGAAGGCGAGAAACUCGUGGUACGAGAACGACAGCUCCGACGAGUACAGAACUGCGGUGAAGGCCGAGGACGUCGGCGUGGGGAUCUCCAAGAGUCAGAGAACCUGUUCCAAGGGGAAGCAGAACAUAUUCGCGGAGCUGUACACCUCGUCGGAAAGUGAGUUCGAGGACGAGGACGCGGACUACGAGUCGAAGAGGCAGAGGAAAGUGAAGAAGAACAGCAAGAAGGAGACAGAGCUGGAGAACGUGGAGCAAAGCGAGGAACUCGAGGUAGGCAAGUACACCUCCGACAACGAGGACCAUGCGGAUGACUGGAAGAGCCAGGACUCGAAGAACGACGCCUCGAAGCACGAUUGCGAUAACAAAAAGUCCGAGUCAGAGAUGUCUGACCAUCCUCUGGUCAUCGACGAGAGAAAAGACGUGGACGAGCAGAGGAACAGCGACGAUGAGACUGAGAAUCAAUACGAGAGGAACUUCGAGAUGGACGACCUGUACAGAGAGGACAGUUCGAUCGUUGACUCAGACGUGGAGGACUCGGUCCCCGUGGAACCAGCGAAAGUCCCAGAAGAGGUCACGGUGAAGAGUCCAAGCUUAUCGGAAGAGAAGACCGAUGCUGAGAAGGUGGAUUACAUGCAGGGAAGCGAACUGAUCCCACUGGAGGAGGCUUUAGAUCUUCUAGACCAGGCUGACAACGAGAACUCCCUAGGAGCGAAAUACGGUGAGGUAAAAAAACCCGACAACUGUCGUGUUAACCCAGUCGUGACGGUAGAGCCUGAAAACGAAACGUUCAAUCCUGUCGAGGAUGCUGAUCUACUUGGCAAAGCGGCCAAGUCUCCCGCUCCCAUAGAAGAGCAAGAAGAAGAACCUGAUAACGAUCUUCUGGCCUUGCCGGAAAAAUUGUCGAGCAACGAGAAACCGCAAAAGGAAUCGGAAAAUCUACCACUGCACGUGUUCCUAAGUAGGAAGGUGCAGGAGUCGAAAAAGAGAAAAGAACAGCAGCUGAAGAAGAUGCAGGAGGAACAGGAGAGGAUACUGCUGAACUUCCAGCCGACCAGGAGACAGAGGAAGUGCGCUAUCGGAAAGCAGGGAUUAUUAGCGGAGAUUAGCAGCUCGGACGAGGAGAUAUCUCCGAGAGACAGGAAAGUGAACGACAAACCGGAGCACGACAAGCCGAGGAAACAAAAGAGGGAAUCGAAGGAAAAGAGGAAAGAGAGGUAUAUAGAGAAGAAGCACGAGCAGAUGAUAGCCAAGGAGCAAAAGGCCAUCGAGGAGGAAAUCCUCAGGGAGGUUGGAAAGAAAAAGGAGUCCCUUGCGCAGAACAACACCGACGUACAGAAUAUUACGGACAUCAAUGGUACGAAGAAACCGACGGAGGAGGACACCGAGUCCGCGGAGAACAAGGUGCCGCAAGAGCCGGCGCAAAAGAAGAAACAUCAGACGAAAGAGAAACAAAAGAAGCAGACCAAGACGGACGAAGAAGACCCGUAUGCCAAGAACAACCACGAAGUACUGAGUGAUCUGGAGAACAACUGCAACAAGCCCCCAUUGACAGAAACCAAUCACGAGAUCACCGAGAAUAAUCAGGAAUCGCCUGCGAAGCAGAAGAAACACUUUAAAUCACCGACGAAGCCGAAGAAGACUCCGAAAUCAGACCAAAAAGUCAUACCAGUGAGGAAGAGCAAAAACUCGAACGUCGACAGGAAAACCAAGACGGACUCCAAGGGGGCAAAAGAUAAAGAACGAAGGUCGUCUAGUGGCAAACGAGAUUCCGACGACGAGGAACUGAAGACGACCAAAUCUUGGAACAAGGUCGAAGAGGGAGUUGGAGUGGCCAUCGGUCGACGGAAGCGAGCAGCUGCCAAUCAGCUGUACUACUGGUCCAGCUCCAGUGACGAAGAAGAAAUGCUGGAAAUGGUUCCCGCGAUCGAGGAGGAGGAGGACGACCGCCAGGAGCAACACGGUUGGAUCGUCGGCGACUCGCACAAGAGGAUGAUCACGAUGCUCGCCAUGGAGAAGCAGUUGAAGGAGAAACGGCGAAGGAGCGAGGACGAGUUCGAGCCUGGUCGAGCGAAGAGCAAAAAGCACAGGAACAGCACCUCUUGA